Messenger RNA from Boleophthalmus pectinirostris (great blue-spotted mudskipper), 7121 nucleotides. RefSeq names its product protein kinase N2a (gene pkn2a). NCBI's taxonomy places the organism in Eukaryota, Metazoa, Chordata, Actinopteri, Gobiiformes, Gobiidae. The transcript has 23 exons. Bases 246 to 3179 code for a protein of 977 amino acids. The record is from RefSeq and is a predicted model, not a curated record. Gene Ontology annotation, biological process: protein phosphorylation; signal transduction. Gene Ontology annotation, molecular function: small GTPase binding; protein serine/threonine kinase activity; ATP binding.
UCUCCAACUGCACUGGGACACUUCUCAUCCGAGCUCCGGUCUACCCUCCUCCGGCCCGGACCGCUGCGGGACUGCGACCAACAAGUGGAAACACGGCAUGGGACGGCUUUUGUGCCCGACAUGAGCGGCUCUCCGUGGAAAUCAGACGCUUGUUUGAGUGGAAAGAGAGGAAAAACUAAAGCGAGUGUUGUUUUUGGACUUCCAGGCUGCUCCCCGUAGGAUUUGAUUCAAAGGCGAAAACCAAGAUGGCCGCCGAUUCCGUGCAGGGGGACUCUCGGGGGCAGAUGGUAGCCGAGCGUCUUGGUUUGGGCCAUAACUUGGACCUGUCUGACACCAUGGUUCAACAGAAGCUGGACGAGAUCAAGGAGCAGAUCCGCAGAGAGAUCCGCAAAGAACUCAAGAUCAAGGAGGGAGCGGAAAACCUGCGAAAGGUCACCACAGAUAAAAAGAGCCUGGCGUACGUGGACAACAUGCUGAAAAAGUCCAAUAAAAAGGUGGAGGAGCUUCACCAGGAGCUGCAGGAGCUGAACGCGCACAUCGUGGUCAAAGACCCAGAGGAGCUGCUAGAUUGCCCUUUGACCCCGGACACACCGAACAGUGAAGCGCGAAUGUGCACGACUAACAGCCGCCUGGCCGCUCUGAAGAAACAGAUAGACAUCGAGCUCAAAGUGAAGCAGGGAGCCGAGAAUAUGAUCCACAUGUACUCCAAUGGCUCCUCCAAGGACCGUAAGCUGCUGGCCACAGCGCAGCAGAUGCUCCAGGACAGUAGAAUGAAGAUCGAGUUUAUCCGAAUGCAGAUCCUUAAAGCUACUCAGACCAACGAGCUGAGCUUUGACACAUCACAUCACAGUGAGUACAAACCGUUCAUCAGCCCUCUGGACCUCCGUGUGGAGGAGCUGUGUCACCACGCCCGGAUUGAAUCCGCUGUGGCCGAAGGAGCCAAGAACGUCAUGAAGCUCCUGGGCACUGGGAAAGUCACAGAGAAGAAGGCACAUUCAGAGGCCCAGGCCCGGUUCAAUGAGUCCAGUCAGAAGUUGGACCUGCUGCGUUACUCUCUGGAGCAGCGUCUGAACGAGCUCCCAAAGAACCACCCGAGCAGCGCAGUCAUCAUGGAGGAGCUGUCUCUGCUCUCUAGUCCGGCCCUCAGCCCCCGCUCCAGCUUCAUUUCCACACAGAACCAGUACAGCACCGUCACCAAGCCCGCCGCUCUCACAGGGACCUUGGACGUGAGGCUCAUGGGCUGUCAGGAUCUGUUGGAGAAUGUUCCGGGUCGGUCCAAAGCCGCCUCAGUGCCUCUGCCCGGGUGGAGCCCCAGUGAGACCCGCUCCUCCUUCAUCAGCAGAGCCAAUCGCAACCGCAGUGUCAGCUCGCGAAACCUCACCAAGAGCGAUGAGCUGUCCAAUGAGAUCAGUGCGGUGCUGAAGCUGGACAACACGGUGGUGGGUCAGACGAGCUGGAGGCCGGUCAGUAACCAGGCCUGGGACCAGAAGUUCACCCUGGAGCUCGACCGGUCUCGGGAGCUGGAGAUCUCUGUGUACUGGAGGGACUGGCGGUCGCUGUGUGCUCUGAAGUUUCUGCGUUUGGAGGAUUUCUUGGACAAUCAGCGUCACGGGAUGUGCCUUUACCUGGAGCCACAGGGCAUGCUGUUUGCAGAGGUGACAUUUUUCAACCCAGUUAUUGAGAGGCGGACGAAGCUUCAGAGACAAAAGAAAAUCUUCUCUAAGCAGCAAGGUAAAACGUUCCUGCGCGCUCCUCAGAUGAAUAUAAACAUCGCCACAUGGGGCAGGCUGGUGCGCAGAGCCAUCCCCACCGUCAGCACCAACUCCUUUAGUCCUCAGGCAGCGGAGAGCGGGCACAGCAGCCUCCCCGGCUCGCCCACACCAUGCAGUGACCCUCUGGUGACCAAACUGGACUUCGACAAAGAACCGAGCCCAGGACCCAAGCGCCGGCCCAGCCCCGAGGACGAGCCUGAGCCGCUCCAGAGCCUGGUGCAAAAAGUGCCUGACAAAGAGGAGGUGCAGGACGCACUCGCCUCGUUCGACUUCCUGAACCAGAGGAACAGCGUCGCCGUGAAGCCCGACCUGGACCUCAACCUGGACCAAGAUGAUCCACACCAAGACCUGCAGCUCUCCUCCAUCCAGAAGGACCAGGAGAUUAGGGAAGAGGAGCAGUUUCACUUCAGUCUACAGGAUUUCAAGUGUGUGGCAGUGCUUGGACGUGGACACUUUGGGAAGGUGUUGUUAGCGGAGUACAAAGCCACAGGGGAGAUGUUCGCCAUCAAAGCUCUGAAGAAAGGAGACAUCGUGGCUCGAGAUGAAGUGGACAGCCUAAUGUGUGAGAAGAGGAUCUUUGAGACGGUGAACAGCGUGCGUCACCCGUUCCUCGUGAACCUUUUCGCCUGUUUCCAGACCUCAGAGCACGUGUGUUUUGUCAUGGAGUACGCAGCAGGGGGCGACCUCAUGAUGCACAUCCACGCUGACGUCUUCUCCGAGCCGCGUGCCGUGUUUUAUGCCGCCUGUGUAGUGUUGGGAUUACAGUUCUUACAUGACCACAAGAUUGUCUACAGAGACCUAAAGCUGGAUAACCUGCUGCUGGACACAGAGGGAUAUGUGAAGAUCGCUGACUUUGGCCUUUGUAAAGAAGGAAUGGGCUUCAGAGAUCGGACCAGUACAUUCUGUGGGACGCCGGAGUUUUUGGCCCCUGAGGUUCUGACAGAGACGUCGUACACACGGGCGGUGGACUGGUGGGGUCUGGGCGUGCUCAUAUUCGAGAUGCUGGUGGGAGAGUCUCCGUUUCCUGGCGACGACGAGGAGGAGGUGUUUGACAGUAUAGUGAAUGAUGAGGUCCGGUAUCCACGUUUCCUGUCCACAGAGGCCAUCUCCAUCAUGAGGAGGCUGUUGAGGAGGAGUCCUGAGCGGAGACUGGGAGCCGGAGAGAGAGACGCAGAGGAGGUCAAGAAGCAUCUGUUCUUCAGGAACAUGGACUGGCACGACCUCCUCGCCAAGAAAGUCAAACCUCCGUUCGUCCCAACGAUUCAAGGUGCCAACGACGUCAGCAACUUCGACGACGAGUUCACUUCGGAGGCGCCCAUCCUGACCCCUCCCCGAGAGCCCCGCCCCCUUUCCGUCACCGAGCAGGACAUGUUCGCGGACUUUGACUACAUCGCAGACUGGUGUUAGCAUUAGCGAAUCGACGCACUGUGAACGCCUUUUUAAAAAAAACGACCCAGGGACUCUCAAAAACUUCAAUGAACUCAAGUCUCUGUGCCAUUUGAAGCCCAAAGAGAGCCUGACUUUUUUUUUUUUUUUACCACAAUGAAGAACAGUUUUAAGUGUUUGACCACUGCGAAUGUUCCAGAUGAACUUUAUGGCAACGCUACAAUCAUGUCACUGUCUGUACAAAGUAUACUGUAUUUACGUAUAUGUUUUUAUCCUUUUUGUGUUUCGCCGAAAGACUUUUAAAGGUCCUAUAUUACGCAAAAUUGACUCUUGCGAGCUUUAAGCCGUGUUAGUUACCUCAUCGAAAAUCAUCGAGUCGUGUUUUGUUUCGGUCACACACGUUUGAGUAAUCCUGCAUUAUUAUUCUGUAUCCGGAGUAUAAGGCACCAGCCAAAAAAUGUAAUGAAGAAGAAAACAACAUAUAAGUCGCACAAAACUAUAAGUCGCACUUUUUGGAGGAAAUUUGUUUUAUAAAGUCACGACCAGGAACAGACAUUUCCUGUGUAAAGUCAAGUUCAAGUAAUAACAAUAGAAGAGAGAACAACAGACUGUUAACGUUACAUAUGAACAGUUCUUCAGAUAAACUCUAACAUAAAGAACAGAACAAGUUUACCAAACUCUCCAUCUCACUCCAAAUCACUAAAUCCAUUCAAUUCUUCAUCCUCUGUGUCACUUCUGAGCAACUCGGCCUUGACCUCCGGAGGUAAACAGAGCGUCUCUUCCUCUUCUGUGUCGCUGUCGUCAGACUCAGCAUCAGUUCCAGUUAGAAUUAUUCGGGUCUUUCUGAGUCCUAACAGGAUGGUUUCAGUGUCACUGAAGUCCAGGUUUUGUCCAUCCAUCCAGUGACUUCAGGAAAGUUUCAUGGUGCAUCCUCCCGGGAAGCUGUGUUCUCCAUCCCCGCAUUCCAACAGUCCCUCAUAAGUUUCUUGCUCACUCCAAACUUUCUUUCUGCUGCUUGAUUACCGGUUUCAGCUGAAUAUUUCACUACUUGCAGCAGUACAGAGUCUCUUUCUGCAGGAGACAUGUGCAGUAGAGUGAAGUGACAGUGGUACAGGAGGAACAGGAGCAGCAAAUACUCACACGCAAGACUAGAACCUCUCACGACUGUCAGUGUGAAAAUUCUACUAUACAACUCUCACCGGAGUAUUAGUCAGAGGAAACACUCAAACCAUGAAAAAAAAUGCGACUUAUAGUCUGAAAAAUACAGUAUCUCCAAAACUUUAAACGCUCUGUUCCAGUUUGUGAUGUCAUGUAGCUAUAGUUAACAGCUAACUUUUACCUUUCUGAAAUUGUUUAAAUAAUUUUCGUGAAGGUGUGUGGAGUCUAAAAACAUACUGGAGCACUUCUUGUAUUACCACAUGACAUCACAAGGUGGACCCAGAGCGUUUUCUGUUUGAGAGAAGCUCAGCCUAAAUAUGUAGACAUUUUGGUGUCAAACGUGUGAAUGAAACAAAAAAAACACGACUCUAGGUGUUCUUCUGAUGAGGAAACAACAUUAUAACAGAAUAGAAACAGAAAACGGCGUAAUAUGGGCCCUUUAAGGAGCCAAAAAAUGCACGGGAGAGGUAGUUUGUGUUAGCCAAACUCAACAAGAACUGCUACUUACACGUCUGAGCCCAUCCGCUUCCAUAUAACAUAUUUUUGUAUAAUUCUGAAAGUCUUCCAUAUCAAAUGCAGACAAUCAUUUCUACCUGUAGCUGAAAACCUAGCAGUGUUAAGUGCAUGAACUGUAUAAUAAUAAGAACAUGGAGAAGACCGCACUGCCUUCAAGCAAAAAAAAAAAAAAGAAAUGUGGUGUAAAAUUUAAGAAAACUCACUGUUGGAAUGUCAUACGCAGUUUUAGAGCGGACCCUUUGAUACUUUGCUGCGUGUCUGUGGUGGGAUGUUCAGCGGUUACCACGGUGACACAACGCACACAACACAAACACGGCCAAAACUGUUUUUAAAAUGGUCUGAAAACUCGAGAAAAAAUACAAAAUGGAUCUAAAGAGCACAUUUUCAGGAGCCUCUGAUCAAUACGAGCGUUUAUGUUCCAGUAACAGCACUUCAGACAGAGCAGUGCCUCCGGUUAGCGUCACACCCCACGGAAUUUUGACGACAUCAGCUGCAAAGUACCAAUAAGCUUUUCGUUGUAGUAAAUUCAUACUUGAGACCAGUACAGUGAAUUCAUAGUGCCAGUGAGUGACAGCCAAUCAAAUCAUCAUGUACAUUUGGAAAUUCUGUCGUUUUUUUUUGUUUUUAUUUUAAGGAUAAUCUUUGCUAUUUCAAAAACAUUUUACAUUUUGGACCAUUGAUUUGCAAAUUGCGUUGUAAAGUGUAAUAUUGUCUACUUCUCUCCGGUUUAUUAUUAUUUUGCAUUAGAUCGCUGUACUUUUUGGCUAAUUGAUUCUAUUCUGAAAUUAUGCCUUGAAAGUGCCUAAGUUAUUCAAAAUUAUCGCUAAUAUGAAUUCUAAAUAUUUGUGAUUUAUUUUUUUUUUUAUACUGUUUUGUGUGGUGGCUUCAAUCAAAACCUGACCACAACAUGAACUAAGACUAACUGUAAAUGACUCUAGAUAAAUGAUAUCAUUAAUUUUGCUAUAAAUUAUGGAUCUAAUAUUGUUUUAUGAAUAAUUUUCUGAUAAUCCAACACGCACCCACACCAAAACCUACUGAGACCAAACCUCAGUAUUUUACACCAAAUUUAGGAAUAAUUUGCUGUAAUUUCUUGGCAUAAAAAAUAAUUAUAGAACGUAAUUUUAUAUUUUUGGAGAUAAAUAUGAAAUAAUAUUAAGGUUUCAGUUUAAAAUGGUUGAAACACUUUAAAUGUUCUGUUAUUACUGAGUGAAUAUUCCCUAGAUGCCCUUUGCUGUUUGGUCCAUUUGUAAUACAUUUUAGAGCGAGUGUUCUUAAAGAGGGGGUAUUACGCGAAAAGUUUGAGCUGUUUCUUCAUCAAAAACAUGCCUGAAGCAGUUUUAUGUCAUCCAUGCAUGUUUGAGUAAUCUAGCAAUCUCUUCUGGGCUCUGUUCGAACCCUGAGAUUCUGUACAAGCCAAUUUUCAUAAAUAUACAAAAGCAUUUCCUGCAAAACAUUACACUAAAACAUCACAAACCUGAUUACAAUGUGCAGUAGUUUCGUUGCGGUAGUGCUCUGAAGGAGGAGUGACUUGGCACUGGGAGCAAAGGAAAGGGAAGACUCGGAGCAACAAAAAAACGACUUAAACGUUAAUAAAUUUUUGGCGAAUAUACAAUUUUUGAAACAAAAAUUAAUGCCUCAUAGAAGUAUAAUACCCCCUCUUUAAUUUUAUGUUUAAUUUCGUAAGCAAAAAUGUUAUCUAUCCUUGAGAUUAUAGAAAAAUACUUAUAUUUUUUGUCAAGAAAAGCACUAUAUAAUUUCAUAGCUGGUCUUUACAAUGCAAGUCUGUUCCAUGACUUAUUCUGUUUGACAAUGACAUUUCUGCUUGAUUUUUGUGUUUGUUUUGCAACUUCCAUCAAACUGUUUAUGGACAAGUUUCAUUACCUCAACCUCAAAGACUUGUAACUACAGCAAUAAAACCAAACCAAGAUCUUCCUGAAGCUGCAAAAGUGGUUUAUAAUGAGAUCGACUGACAAUAUGCUCCCUUCAUCUUGUUUAAAUCUUGGCUCAGUCCACAAUCACUUUAAAGGAGCCUUCUAUAUAAAGACUGUAUACACACGUAAGCUGAAAGCACUAAUUUUAUCCAUAGUUUUGAAUUAUCUACGUUUUCUAAUGAUGAACAUAGAUUGUACAAAGUUGUGUUUUUUAUUCUUUGCUUGUUGUGCUUGUUGUCAGGACAGGAAAUGGAUGGUACACCAUUGUCACUGAACUGUUCACACCGGUGUAAAAAGUCCAGGCAGUGUUGACAGUUGUUGCCUAUCGAAAUGCACAAUUAAACAUUUGUAAUAGUGA